AUGUGGAAUGCAUCCAUCCGUUUGGUUCAGAAAACGCUUGGGUCACGGGUCACGUGGCCUCGGCGGUGCAAUGGGCCCUUUAACAGAAAUCGUCACGCUACUGCGGGCUCGCGUUCAUUCAAACAUCAACCUAUAAAGAGCGUAUUAGUGGCGAAUCGGGGUGAAAUCGCCAUUAGGGUGUUCCGAGCGUGUGCUGAGCUGGGUAUCCGAUCCGUAGCCAUUUAUAGUGAGCAAGACCGGCUGAUGAUGCACAGACGGAAAGCCACCGAGUCAUAUUUGAUUGGCAAGGGCAUGACACCGAUCGAGGCAUACCUCAGUAUUCCGGAGAUUAUUCGUGUGGCUAAACAGAAUGAUGUCGACGCAGUUCACCCGGGAUAUGGAUUACUUUCAGAGCGGGCAGACUUCGCCCAAGCAGUAAUAGAUGCGGGGAUGCGUUUCAUCGGUCCUUCGCCAAAAGUUAUGCAGCAGAUGGGGGAUAAAGUUGCCGCCAGGAAGGCGGCUAUAGACGCUAAAGUACCAGUAGUUCCGGGCACAGAUGGUCCGGUGACGACCAAAAAAGAAGCUCAUGAUUUUUGCAAAGAACACGGUUUACCGGUUAUUUUAAAGGCAGCUUACGGCGGCGGCGGUCGUGGUAUGCGCAUUGUCCGUGGUAUAGACGAAGCAGAAUCACAAUUCGAAAUGGCGUCAUCAGAGGCGCUUCGGGCGUUCGGUAACGGAGCCAUGUUCAUUGAGAGAUAUCUUGAACGGCCGAGACAUAUCGAAAUUCAAUUAAUUGGUGACAAGGCGGGCAAUGUUAUUCACCUGUUCGAACGAGAAUGUUCUGUCCAACGACGACAUCAAAAAGUUGUAGAAAUAGCACCUGCACCAAAUUUGGACCCUAAGGUCCGUCAGCAAAUGUUCGACUACGCUGUACAUUUGCUAAAAUUUGUGAGCUAUGAAAACGCGGGUACUGCGGAAUUCCUGCUCGAUAAUAAAGGGAACAUCUACUUCAUUGAAGUUAACGCUAGGUUACAAGUAGAACAUACAGUCACAGAAGAAGUAACAGGUGUGGAUAUAGUCCAGACUCAAAUAAAAGUGGCAGAAGGUGUGACGUUACCAGAAUUAGGCUUAGAGCAGAAGAAAGUUGAUGUACAGGGUUUCGCUAUCCAGUGCCGAGUUACUACUGAAGAUCCGGCGAAUAAUUUUCAACCCAGCACGGGAAGGAUUGAGGAGUUUAAAACUGGUGAAGGCAUAGGUAUCCGUCUCGACUCUUCAGGUCCUGGCCCCGGAGUUAUCAUCGCUCCAUAUUACGACUCCCUGUUGAUUAAAGUAAUCUCUCACGCACCAAACCUCCGGAAAUCGGCGCUGACUCUGGCCCGCGCGCUGCGCGAGUUCCGCAUCGACGGUGUUAAGACCAACAUACCCUUCAUACUGAAUGUACUUGAGCACGAGAAAUUCCUCACAGGUAACUUAGACACAAGCUUCAUUGAAGAAAAUCCUGAGCUUUUCAAUUUCAAAUCGCGUCGUAACCGAGAUCGUAAGCUCCUCUACUACCUAGCGAACGUCCUCGUAAAUGGACCAAUCUCGACUCUUGGAACCAAUAUUGCGCCGGCUGAUAUUGAACCGUUUAUACCGCCCGUGCUUGCUGGUAGUUCAGAAGUGCCUAAAGGAUUUAGACAGAUAUUAAAGAGUGGCGGCCCUGAAGCGUUUGCUAAAAGCGUUAGAAACCAUGAACAUCUUCUACUAAUGGACACGACAUUCAGAGACGCUCAUCAGUCUUUGCUUGCAACCAGAGUAAGGACUCGCGACCUGCUGGCCGUAGCGCCUUAUGUCGCUCAUAAUUUCAAUGGCUUGUAUUCCGUUGAAAAUUGGGGAGGAGCGACCUUUGAUGUUGCUCUUAGAUUCUUAAAUGAAUGUCCGUGGGAGCGUCUAGCAGAGAUGCGGCAGUUGAUACCUAAUAUCCCGUUCCAAAUGUUGUUGCGAGGUGCCAGUGCCGUUGGUUAUACCAACUAUCCUGAUAAUGCGAUUUACAAGUUCUGUGAAUUAGCCGUGAAAACAGGGAUGGAUGUAUUUCGCGUGUUUGACGCACUCAAUUAUCUACCCAAUUUAACCGUUGGCAUGGACGCAGUGGGCAAAGCGGGCGGAGUCAUCGAAGCCGCAGUCGCUUACACUGGUGAUGUGUCAGAUCCUAACAAGGAUAAAUACAACAUUAAAUAUUACUUGAACCUGGUCGAGGAACUAGUUAAACGUGGUACUCAUGUAUUGGCUAUUAAAGAUAUGGCUGGAUUGUUAAAGCCACAAGCAGCGAAGUUGCUAAUCGGUGCGAUCCGCGAUAAGCAUCCUGAAGUGCCGAUCCACGUGCACACUCAUGACACAGCAGGUGCGGGAGUGGCAGCUAUGCUGGCCUGCGCCGAAGCAGGUGCCGACGUAGUCGAUGUCGCAAUUGACUCCAUGUCUGGUAUCACCAGCCAGCCUAGUAUGGGAGCCGUCGUUGCUUCGUUGCAGGGAACGCAGUUUGACACCAAGAUCCCAUUAACAAAAGUAACACAAUACUCCGCGUAUUGGGAACAAGCGCGCACGUUGUACGCUCCCUUCGAAUGCACUGUUACGAUGAAAUCCGGCAAUGCCGACGUGUAUAUGAACGAAAUACCUGGAGGACAGUAUACUAACCUGCAGUUCCAAGCGUUCUCCCUAGGACUUGGAAACCAAUUCGAAGAAGUGAAGAAGGCAUACAGAGAAGCAAAUCUGGUACUCGGUGACAUAAUCAAGGUGACGCCCACUUCGAAGGUAGUGGGCGAUCUAGCCCAAUUUAUGGUACAGAAUAAAUUGACGGCUAAGGAUGUAGAAGCUAAGGCUGGGGAACUUUCAUUCCCACAAUCCGUUAUCGAAUACCUGCAAGGCCAAAUUGGUAUUCCACAUGGUGGGUUCCCUGAACCUUUCAGAUCAAAGGUGCUAAAGGACCAAAAGAAAUCAGAAGGCCGUGUUGGCGAGCACCUAAAACCCCUGGACUUCGAUAAAUUGAAGAAAGACCUUCAAUCGAAAUUUCCCAAUGUGACGGACUACGAUGUAAUGUCGGCGGCAAUGUACCCCAAAGUCACGGAAGACUACUUGAAGAAUCGCGAUAAAUAUGGACCGGUCAAGUACUUGGAUACAAAGACCUUCUUUAUCGGUCCCGCGCUGGGAAAACUUAUGGAAGUGCCGAUAGAACGCGGAAAAACAAUAGACGUGAAGGCGCUAUCGGUGUCCGACGAAAUAUCGGUCACGGGUGAGCGCGAGGUCUUCUUCGAGAUCAAUGGACAAUUACGGUCUGUGAUGAUAAGAGAUGAGACUGCUAGUAAGUCACUCAAGAUUCAUCCUAAAGCAGUAAAGGAGAAUCCGAAUCACGUAGGGGCACCCAUGCCAGGGACAGUAAUUGCUGUCAAAGUGAAAGUUGGCGAUAAAAUAGAGAAGGGUACACCAAUUGUAGUGCUAUCGGCGAUGAAGAUGGAAGUGGCUGUACAAGCUCCCAAAGGAGGCACCGUCGCAAGUAUUGCCGUCACUGUUGGACAGAAACUCGAUGGUGAUGACCUUAUUUGCACCAUUGAGUAAUAAUAUAAUAAAUACAAGUGUUUUUUUUUACGAAAGGAAUCUUGGUGUUGUCUGUAAAAAAACAGUAACCUAUCGAGAUCCCUACUGGUAUUAGUUAUUUGUCACCAAUAGCAGUAGGAAAUUCCUGUAUUGAAAUCAAGAACUUCAAUACAGGAAUUUUAAAGUGUUUAAAAAUCUUUUAAAGAGCAAUGUCAGUUUCACAGUAUUGUUACAGUGCACUA
Molecule: messenger RNA, 3788 nt
Organism: Hyposmocoma kahamanoa
Lineage: Eukaryota; Metazoa; Arthropoda; Insecta; Lepidoptera; Cosmopterigidae
Product: pyruvate carboxylase, mitochondrial-like
Exons: 23
Coding region: 1-3567 (1188 amino acids)
Biological process (GO): gluconeogenesis; pyruvate metabolic process
Cellular component (GO): cytoplasm
Molecular function (GO): metal ion binding; ATP binding; pyruvate carboxylase activity
Source: RefSeq, a predicted model, not a curated record